Molecule: messenger RNA, 6686 nt
Organism: Gasterosteus aculeatus aculeatus (three-spined stickleback)
Lineage: Eukaryota; Metazoa; Chordata; Actinopteri; Perciformes; Gasterosteidae
Gene: sema3g
Product: sema domain, immunoglobulin domain (Ig), short basic domain, secreted, (semaphorin) 3bl
Biological process (GO): axon guidance; neural crest cell migration; positive regulation of cell migration
Cellular component (GO): plasma membrane
Molecular function (GO): chemorepellent activity; semaphorin receptor binding
Source: RefSeq, a predicted model, not a curated record
GACGGACUCGUGUCGGCCAGUGCUCUGAAGCUGUGUGCGCCUUUGGAGCGGAGUUGAGUGAAUCGCAGAGGAUUCAGCUGUCCGGUCCAGCGCGCAUUACGCAGCGGGAGGGGGGGCGAUUCCACCUGAAAAACCCGAAUGUUGCCACUGAGAACAAGGAUCCAACAACUGCUCCCACCUGAAAUUAUCUUGGAAUAUCCUGCCUGUUUGUGGGCAACGUUAUAAUUUUUAAAGUUUAGUUCGGGUGAGCCAGAGCAUCUCCUCGGCAGAAUGGAGGGAUUUACACCUUUCUUCAACAUGAUUUUGGUCGCACUACUCGCCGCCACCGGCUCAUCGAACAAGUUGAAUGUACCGCGGCUGAGAAUAUCACAUAAAGACCUGCUGUCCACCAACAGGUCGUCCAUCUUCAGCGGGCAUCGCGACCAGCUGUCUCUCACCGCCGUCUUCCUGGACGAGUACCGUGACCGUCUCUUCCUGGGAGGAAAAGACAUCCUCUACUCUCUCAUGCUGGGACCUGUCAGCACCGAGUCCAAAGAGCUCCACUGGCCUCCGUUACCUGGCAACAGAGAGGACUGCAUCCAAACGGGGAAGGAUCCACAGACGGAGUGUGCCAACUUUGUCCGUCUCCUGCAGCCCUACAACCGCACCCACAUACUGGCCUGUGGCACCGGAGCCUUCCAGCCCAUGUGUGCCUUCGUCUACGUGGGGCACAGAGGAGAGCAUGUGUUCACCAUAGAUCCUACAAAUGUGGAGAACGGAAGAGGCAAAGUGCCACAUGACCCCAGCCUCCCAUUCGCUAGCACCUUCAGUGGUGGGGAGCUGUAUACAGGACUGACGGCGGAUUUCCUGGGGAGGGACUCUGUGAUCUUCAGGAGCAUGGGAGGCCGCUCCACCAUGAGAACAGAGACGGACCACAAACUUCUACAUGACCCAAAGUUCAUCGCCGCCCACCUCGUCCCAGACAACGACGACAGAGACAACGACAAAGUGUACUUCUUCUUCACGGAGAAGGCCACGGAGCCCGGGGACCGGGAGGGGGCCAUGCACACACGCGUCGGACGAGUCUGCGCGAAUGAUGUCGGAGGCCAGAGAGUUCUGGUGAACAAAUGGAGCACGUUCAUCAAGGCCAGGCUGGUCUGCUCUGUACCCGGACCUCACGGCAUCGACACGCACUUCAACCAACUCGAGGAUGUUUUCCUGCUGAGGACCAAGGACGAGAGGAACCCAGACGUCUAUGCAAUCUUCAGCACCAUCAGUAAUGUGUUCCAGGGUUUUGCCGUGUGCGUUUACCGCAUGGCUGACAUCAGAGAAGCCUUCAACGGACCCUUCGCUCACAAGGAGGGCCCCGACUACCAGUGGGGGGCCUACGAGGGCAGGGUCCCCUAUCCGAGACCAGGCGUGUGCCCGAGUAAAAUCACCAACCAGCCGGGCAGAGAGUUCGGCAGCACGAAGGACUUCCCCGACGCAGUGCUGCAGUUCGCCCGCAGCCACCCGCUGAUGUGGCGGCCGGUGUUUCCCGCUCUGCGCCAGCCUGUGCUGGUCAAGGCGAACAUUCCUUACAAGCUGAAACAAAUCGUGGUGGACCGGGUGGAGGCCGAGGACGGGCAGUAUGACGUCAUGUUCAUCGGCACAGAUGUUGGCACAGUAUUGAAGGUCAUAGCCUUGCACAGUGGAAACAGCCUGGACACAGAGGAGGUCACGCUGGAGGAGCUACAAGUCUUCAAAGUCCCAACUCCAAUCACCUCGAUGGACAUAUCUGUAAAAAGGCAAGCGCUGUACGUGGGCUCUCCGGCCGGCGUGGCCCAGCUUAAGCUGCAUCGCUGUGAGACUUAUGGGAAAGCCUGCGCCGAGUGCUGCCUGGCCCGAGACCCGUACUGCGCCUGGGACGGGUCACUGUGCGCCAGGUACACGCCCAACAGCAAGCGCCGCUACCGCAGACAGGACAUCAAGCACGGAAACCCCGCGCUGCAGUGUGUGGAUCAGAAUCUGAGCGAAGACAUCGAUGUGACAGAAGACAGGGUGGUGUAUGGGACCGAGAACAACAGCACCUUCCUGGAGUGUGUCCCUCGCUCGCCACAAGCUACGGUUACCUGGCUCAUCCAACGAGAGGACCGCAGGGAGGAGGUGAAGCUGGACGAACGCGUGAUGUCCACGGAGCAAGGCCUCCUGUUCCGUCGACUCUCCCGCCAGGACGAAGGCACGUACGUCUGCCGCUCUCGAGAGCACGGCUUCACACAGACGCUGGCCCGCCUCAGCCUGGAAGUCCUCCAGGGGGACACUGUGGACGAGCUCAUGGCCCGCGACGGCACCGGCCUCUCCGAUUCGUCCUUCAAGGACCGGUCCGCUGGGGGCUUCAGAGCCUGGAUGCCCUGCAGCGCGUUCAGCAGGGGCGGCUCGCCGGGCCAAAUCGGCCAAUCGCGGACCUGGUUCAAGGACAUCAUGCAGCUGAUUGGGUCGUCGAACCUGCCGCACGUGGAGGAGUACUGCGAGAGGAUGUGGUGCAACGACAAGCUGAGGAGGAAACACAAGAGCAUGUCGGAGAAAUACCGCCAAGCGCAGGAGAGCGCCAGGAAGGCACGAAGCAGGAGCUCCGGCGAACGCAACCGGACGCCGAGAGAUGUCAGCGCGUGGGAGGAGUAAUGAAGGGAAGGCAGGUGGAGGAGGGCGGGGGGGGGGGGGGGACAAAGAUUACACAACAGGACAAAACGAAUGAGGCAGCAAAAAAGGGAGGCUGGCUUCAACGCAUAACAGUGGGAGCUUUGCCACCUGGGUUUGAAAGAAGGAGGUAGAUCCCAACAGAGCGUCCGCUUCGGCCAUUAAACAGGAAAUCGAUAUACGUGUAGAUCAGGUGGCUCGGGAUACGGCCCAAAAAUACACAUGUGGCCGAGAAAGAGGCGGAACUGCUACUGAACGGAACAGGUCGUUGGUAUAAAGAGGGACAAUCUUUCAAGUGCACUCUGGGGAUGUUUUAAAGUCUUGAGUCCCGAGGACUCCUCCUUCCCUCCUUCCCUCACACACUUUUGCCCUUUUAUACUUUUACAGUUGAAAAGGGUUAAGACGGUGUUUUGAUGUCAUCGAGUCAGAUCUACUAAAGGUACACGUGCCUGUGGACUGACUCUUUGAUGAAAUCUGUGUUUUGUCUGUGUGUUCACGUGUUGGUCCGACACACAUUGACACAUUCACUUACCUUCCAUUGAUUUGGUCACAUUUCAGACGACGCAAUCACUGGAUUCCUCUCAUUCUCACUUAAUAUUUAGUGCUCCAUGUUUCUCGCCUCGCUCUGUCUUUAGAAUGAAUUAUUCCUGUGUGACUCAAGCUCCAGACAUAACUGAGUUUGUACUGUAUUUAUGCAAGUAAUGCAACCGGGCUGAGACGCGUUUCCACGCGUUCGGCACGGCUCCACUCAUCUGCCUUUCAACCAUUAAUUUGACGUUUUCCAAUUGCAAAAGUUGGGGAAAACACCACUUGCUUUUUAUGCAACGGUUGUGGCGCAUUGCGUCCAGGUUGUUCCCACCUUCUUGUGGAUUCAGAUCAACAAAAGUUUAGUUUGUCUCAUUGAUAAACAUGUUACAUCUCUGCAGUCAACGGUUCUAGUUUUGACGCCGCCCUGUUUAAAGUUUCAAGCGAGCUGAGCUGAUACUUUCAUUUGGAGUCGCUGAUUUCAUUAGCAGCCAAAAUCACUUUCUUUUCAAACGGCAGCCCGCAAAAACCAUUUUGUCCGGAAGUUACCCUGUUUGGUCUGUUGAUAAAACCAGCGUGAGCUGGACGGAGUGAGCAGCGCGUAAAGGUGAUAGCAGUGUUACGCUUUGCCUCUAUGAGGACCAGCUCACACUGAGGGGACACCGUGUGCAUGCCCAAAACAUGCAGUGGAAAUAAGACACUGCUAAUCGAACCUGACCCUGCCAUUGUUCAUGCACACACACACACACACACACACACACACACACACACACACACACACACACACACACACACACAAAGACACCCUCUUACAUGAACUGAAAGUUCACUCACCCGUUACACUGAAUGCAUGAGCUCAAACAGCUCCAGCUGCAAGCUACCAUGAGACGACUGUUGAUGGUUCAACAGAUUAAAGGCGUAUUGCUUUAUUGUUACUGCUGUGGGUAGAACGUUCCAUUAGCGCCAGCUACAGAUCAAGAUUCCCCCUCACCGACCCAUAAAAGGGUAUUUCACAGUGGCUUACUCUCGAUGCUUUUGGGCUCGUACCGUAACAACCCUUCCUGGAAUGUACCUAAUGGCUCUACUCAAUUGCCAAUAUUUGCUUCCAUGGGAAAGUGUCUGUAACUCAGCUCUGUUGUCUGUGAGACUUUAACAGCCUCCAAGUUAUAAUUAUUUUCAAAUAGUUGAUUGAUAAUUUUGUCUAAGCAAUAGAAUACUCGAGAAUCAUCUGUUAAAGGAUAAACCACAUAACCUGACCUCUGUGUUAUAUAUAUAUAUAUAUAUAUAUAUAUAUAUAUAUAUAUAUAUAUAUAUAUAUAUAUAUGUUAUAGCCUCACCUUCAAUCACCCACACGACUCAUAUUCCCACAGUUCCUGUAGGAGGGUUUAGCUGAAAAGGCCAAUUCCUCUGGUGCUUUCUGCUUUGUAAACACUGGUUUUAUGACGGUUCAUGGUGUGAACACAUGGUAAUCCACAUUUGAUUGUCUUCACUUUAGUUGUAUAACCUUCAUGGCGACUGAAUUCAAAAGGUGGUUUUCUUUCUACUGAAAACCAUCAAAAUGGAGGGUUGAAUUCAUUAAUGACAAAGCAAAGAUGGAAAGGACUGGACGGAGAAAGAAAACACUUUAUUUAGGUGAGCUGUAAGUCAGUAAGGCAGGCGGACAAACGGUUGAAGUACCGUGUGUGUGUGUGGAUGGCAUCUGGACAUUUUGGAGCUUUGGUAACAUUGUUUAAUUAGUAAAAACAAUCAUAGAGUGAAGAAGACUAAACAAUUGUGAAUAUAUUUUCAGACUCAAAGUAGUUGUAAGUAUUGCUUUAAACCGUAUUCCAUAUGUAAAAAUGACAAGACAUUUGGACUUGAAUCACUAGACUGGUGACCUCUGGCUUCUUUGGAGGUCAAGAGGAGAACUGUGCAAAUGAUGGGUUACAUUGUGUACCUAAUAAACAAACAACAAACAAACAUCACAAAGAUGUGUCUAUAGUAGAAAGAGUAGAAAGUUGCUUGAUAUGAUUUCAUAUUGAACUUUUUAAAGAUAUUAUCUACAUUUGUAAUGGAUUCAGUUAAAUGAAGCUGGUCAUGUGGGGAAAUCUCAAGUGGCCGAUUCAUUUGAAGUGCUACAAACAGUCAGGAGCACAAACAGCCUGUUGCUAAGGAGGACCUCCAAUAUGGCCGCCGUAGGGUGCGAUCCAUCCAAUAUUUGUACAUAUGGAAGAUGGUAUUGAUCUUCUAGAAGCCCUUUCCUUGUUUAAAAGUAGCCAGGAAACAACAUUAGCACCAGUGAACUUGUUGAACUUAUUGUAACCUUCAUGGCGUGUGAAUGUCUAAAGGACAACAAAAAGAGAAAAGGACUGAACAUGAGGAGAAGGAAGGAGAGGGAGAUUUUGUAAAAAAAAAAAAUAAGGUACUAUAAGCAUCUUGUAAAAGGCUGUAUUUGCAACUUAUGAAAAUCAUAAUAAUUUAUCAUAUUCCUACAAUUCAUCAGUAUGCAGAGAGCAUUUCAAAUGCUGAUAUGUUUUUCCUCAGUAAUUACAGCCCAGAACGCAUUGGGGUUUAUUUUCUUGGUUCGAGGAGAAGCAGACUGGUUAUUAGACACAACUAAUGGUGUUUUCUUCACAAAUAUUGCUUCUAAUUUCUAAUUUCAAGAAAAUGAUAAGAGUGUGGAUGUGUCACAGGAGAAGGGAAUGGAUGUGGAAAAACAGACUUUAAAGAAUUGUUUUAACUUUAAAAUAAUCACUUAGUUAUAUAUUGUAGUUUUGUAUUGCAAAUGGCUCCAUGAUUACUUUGUCUGUUCUGCUCCUGAAGAUGAUAUUUGGUUUCUGUUCCUAUUCUUCUCUGUAAUGUCCCAUGAAACUGUUAUAUAUAACUACUAUAACUAUGAUUGUAAAGUGUGUAAAAUUGUGUAAAAAUGUUUCCAUCUUACAGCAAUUGUCAUUAUGGAACCGAAAAACUGACCCUUUAUUAGCUGGACAUUGUUUUGAGACUUAACAAAAAUGUAACAUCAGAAAGACAUCAGUAAUCUGUGCUUUUUUUUGGAAAUUAUUACAUUUAUUUUUGAAUGUUCAAAGCUCACAUUGAAAUGCAGUGUUGGUAUAGUUGUAUAAAGCAAGUUGUUGUGGGCCAUCUCUCUCUCUCUGGCUAGUUCAGUGAAGUUUGUCAAUACUUUUAAAGUUUAAUCAGCAGUCAAAAGUGUAUUUCAUAUAAAUUCAGAAGUCCAACAAAACAAUUUCAAAGCUUCAACAAGAACUCUGUUUUGCUGCAGAAAUCUUACUGCACAUGCAGUCAACAAUAUGCUCAAUGUAGAAUUUAGGCUAAAAGGUUUGGAUCCUUUGAUAUAUUAACUUGGAGAUCUGUCGUUGUGUUGAACUGUAAAGUUGUGCUGGUUGUGGGGUUUCUGACAGAGCCUAAUUUAAAUGCAUAUUUAUGUUUUUAUUUAAGUGUCUUUCUACCAUGCAUGCUAUGUACUUGUAUGCAAUUUAACAGCAUUAAAAUAUUUGUUUUCUAACGUA